AUGAGUUCAGACGACGAGUGUAUUAGUCCUCUCAAAAGAAAAAGAGGUAUUUCUAACAGUGAUAAAUAUAAAAGAAAUAUUAUUAAGCAAGCAAAAAUCGAAGGGAAAAAAUAUACAAACUGGAUUGUAAAAAUAGUUGCUGUAAAGAAUGAUCCUUCAUUAAUACUUCUUAAAGAAUGGUAAUUAUAUAAUAUUUAGUUGGUUUUAUUCGCUAUUAAUAAGUAGUAGCUUUUAUAUUUUUACAUUAAUAUUUUCGAUUUAUAGUUGUUCAAAAAAAUGUCUCAAAGAUAUUCAACAAGAAAAACUUGAAGAUAUAAUGAAAAUGUUUUAUGAGUUGCGUUCUAAAAAUGAACAAGACCUUCAUCUUCAACGAACAAUAGAAAUAAAAGAAAUUACAAGAAAACGAAAACGAAUAGAAACAGAAGGAAAAGAAAAACCAAAAUCCAAAAGUAUUCAGUAUUUUUUAAUAGUAGAUGGACAGCGUAUUCAC
Cinara cedri is the source of this 490-nucleotide messenger RNA. Lineage: Eukaryota; Metazoa; Arthropoda; Insecta; Hemiptera; Aphididae. The record is from the annotation of a GenBank genome assembly.